AUGAAGCUCGAAGUGAAAACAACCUCCAAACAAACCGUCCAGCCAUCCUCCCCAACUCCUCCUCGCCUCAAAACCUUCCACCUCUCCCUCCUCGACCAACUCAUCCUUCCUCCUUACGCUCCACUCAUCCUCUUCUACCCGAACUCCCAACACGGCGUCGUAUCGAGCAGCUCGCGCCUCAACGUGCUCAAAUCGUCCCUGUCCGAAACCCUGAACCGGUUCUACCCGCUGGCCGGAACCCUCUCCUCGGACGAUCUCACCAUCGACUGCGACGAUCGAGGGGCCAAUUUCGUCGAGGCUCGAGCCGAUUGCACCAUGACCCGGUUCCUCACCCAACCGGAUCUCUUAUCGCUGCCCAACCUCCUCCCCGUCGACCCGGCCGGACCGAUGGUCGAGCCCAGACACGUGUCGAAUUUCCAGGUCACCGAGUUCGCCUGCGGCGGGAUUGCCAUCGGGAUUUGCAUCUCGCACAAGAUCCUCGACGGCGCCGCGCUCGGCACUUUCCUCAAGGCGUGGACCACCACCGCGGCCGUCGAGGAGGAAAAGGAAACGAGUAGCGCGCUAAUUGAUCCCGAAUUCGUCGCUGGCACUCUGUUUCCGGCGAGAGGCUCCCACUGGCUCCGGGACGCCUCAAUGCCGAUGUGGGGAUCGUUCUUCAAGACGGGGAAAUGCGUGACGCGACGAAUCGUCUUCGAUUCGCCGGCGAUCCUGUCUCUCAAGUCCCGUUCGAAGUCGCCGGCGAGCAGAGUCGAGAUCAUUUCGGCCCUGCUCUGGAAAUCAAUCAUGGCCGUGACCCAGAAACCUUCCGUCCUCACCCACAUGGUAAAUCUCCGGAAUCGGGUGUCGCCGCCGCUCUCCCGAAACACCGUCGGAAACCUCCUCUGGAUCUCGUCGGCGAAACACGAUCCGAAAACAGAGCAUCCGUUUAAGCCCUCGGCGCUCGGGGAAUUGGCGGGGAAAGUAAGGGAAUCGAUUUCCAAAAUCGAUUGUGGGUUUGUGGGGAGGCUGAUUGGGGCGGAGAGGGAGUCGGCGAUGGCGGAGACGUUUGAUGGGAUCGUGGAGAUGAAGACGAAGGAAGGGGCGGAUUUUGUAGGGGUUUCGAGCUGGUGCAGGCUGGGGUUUUACGGGUCGGAUUUCGGGUGGGGAAAGCCGGUUUGGGUGAGCAGCUACGGGUUGGAAGGUUCGGUGUUCUUGAAUCUGGUGAUGCUGGCGGAUACGCCGUGCGGCGAAGGGGUGGAGGCGUGGGUGACGAUGGACGAGGAGGAGAUGGCGGCGGUGGCGAGGAAUGAGGAGAUGUUGGAGUUUGCCAAGUUUGAUCCCAGUCCGUUGGUGAAUUUGACAAGUGGUUAG
Messenger RNA from Linum tenue, 1350 nucleotides. Lineage: Eukaryota; Viridiplantae; Streptophyta; Magnoliopsida; Malpighiales; Linaceae. The record is from the annotation of a GenBank genome assembly.